This is a messenger RNA of Anneissia japonica, 20384 nucleotides long. Its product is annotated as nesprin-1-like. Lineage: Eukaryota; Metazoa; Echinodermata; Crinoidea; Comatulida; Comatulidae. The record is from RefSeq and is a predicted model, not a curated record. Gene Ontology annotation, molecular function: protein binding. The transcript has 74 exons. Gene Ontology annotation, cellular component: membrane. Bases 173 to 17965 code for a protein of 5930 amino acids.
CAAGGAAUUCGAACAACAUUCCAACCACCUUGUUGAUUGGCUAGAUGUCAAUGAACCAAUAAUUUCAAAGGAGAUCAACCUAAAAUGUCCAUUGGAAUCAAUACAGCAACAACUUGCUCAAGCCGAGGAUAUUUGUGUUGAAGCACAAACUGAGAGAAAGUGCGUGGAUGCAAUGACAGAAACUGCUAGCUUGAUGAAUGGCGUGAUGGAUGACACAUCGCAAGAGAUACUGAGCAACAAACUUGCAAGACUUCAAGAAAGAUAUGAGAGUGUUGCAACAGAAGCAAAUGAAAAAGUACAGAAGUUGCAGUCAGUAAUUAAACAGAGACAAGCCUUCGAGAGUCAGAUUGCCAAGUGUGAAAGCAUGCUUGAUGACCUGACAAAGCUAACUGAAGAAUUCAAAGAACCCUUUUCACACACAGUUGAAUUUGUACAGGAUAAACUUCAGAAGUGCUUGAAUGUAAGAGCCAAAUUAACAGCUAGUCAGCCACCAGUAGAAGCAUUACGACACAGGAGUGACUUCAUGUACAAAGCCGGUCAAGUUGACUACACGCAUAAGGUGUCAAACGUCAAUCAUGUGUACUCAGAACUGGUCAACAUGACUGACCAUUACAAGAAGAACUUAGAAGAUGCUGUAACUACACGUGAAGACUCUCAGAAGUUUAUCAGCGAACUACAGUUUUGUCUGGAGCACUGUUAUAGUGACAUGGUAGAACUAGAUCAACCAGGCAUUGUGGCUGAACAGAAACUUGAGAAGUGCAUGUCUUUGCUAUCUGAGUUGACGUCCAAAGAACCAGUACUAGAGAACCUUGAAGCCAAAGCUGCUCAGAUUAUAAAACAAGGAGAUGAAAGUGACAGAAAGGCCAUGGAAUCAAUCAUUGGUAGACUUACUGCUAACAUCACGGACACCAAGAAUAACCUUCAGCAAAGAGCUGAUAGCCUAGCAGAUGCUAUCAACCGGAAGGAUACAUUAGAUAUGGAUAUUAAAGCAGCCUUGAGGCGGAUGAUGGAUACAGCUGUAGGCCUCACCAAGGAAGAACCAAUGGCACUUGCAGUGGAUGCUGCUGAAGAGACUCUCAAGAAAUUCAAGGGUAAACUUCCAGGGUUAGAAGAAGAGCUAGCAAAAGCAACUGACUUGGUAGCAGAUGUAAAGAAGAGCUACAGCGACUUCAGUGAGCCAAUGCCCCCACAGCUAGUUCACAAAUUAGAUCAAAUUGGGAACCUAAAUAGUAAGGUGGCACAGGCCUUGAAUGCAAAGCUGAAGAAACAGGAAGAUGGUGUGGAAUGUAGAAGAGUCUUCCAGGAUGAACUGAAGCAGCUCAAAGAUUGGCUAGUGGAAGCAGAGAAGGCCCUCAAUGAAGCUAAGAAAGGAGCUAAUUUUAGUGAUCUAGGUAGUCAAAUCCAUGACCAUGAGGAAUUCUUUAAGAAGGAACCGGACAUUCAGGAUAUGAUGGAUGAUGUGGUGGAAUUGGCUGCAAGAAUUUCAUCAUCAUUACCAAAUGAAGACAACAUAAAUAUGAAAGAUGAGUUGAAAAAUGUGAACAUUCGAUUAAAUGAUGUGUCUGAUACAGCUGGCACAGUGUCAGAGCAACUAAAUGGCUGUCAAAAUGACUGGGAUAAGUUCUGUAAUCAAAUCCAAGAUAUUGAGUCAGAGUUGUUGGCUAUUGGAGAACGUGCUGUUUAUAUUAAUCCAGCAACUGAAGAAAUUGCAAAAGAAAACCAACUGCUUAACAAGGAGCUCUGUGACCAGAUUGAAGCAGUUGAUGUUUGUUUGCAAGACUUAAAAAAGAUGGCAGACAACCUUGAAAAAGAUGCAAAUGAUGAUGGUUGCCAAGCAAUCCAUGAUUCCAUCGAGCCACUAGUCACACAUUUCAAUACAGUCAAAGAUGAACAAGAGGAGCGCAGACUGAAUUUGAAAGCCAUUGCUGACAAAUGGAAAAAGUAUAAUGAUUGUUUGAAGGAAGCCAAUGAAGUUAUAGAUAAUGCCACAAACUAUAUGCCGGAGGAGUUAACAUUUGGUGUACCAACAGAAGAGCUUAUACAGCAACUGCAGAAUUCAAAAGCUGCUAAUAUGAAACUUGAGGAGGGAAGGCCAUUGAUGGAGAACCUACAAGAAGCAGCUCAACAGCUUUGUGAACAAGUACAGGAUUUGGAGUGCAUACAACCAGUUGAAAAGGCUUGUAAGGCUGCAGAACAAACAUCACAAAGGAUGUUGGAUGCAACACAGAAGCAGAUGGCAGAACUUCAGACUGCUCUAGAAGAUCGGCAUAGCUAUGAGGAAGAGAUUGAUGCCUGUGACCAUGCUUUGGAUGAACUGGAGUCUCUUUUACACAGUAUUGACCUCCCAUGUAGUUACACUGUAGAAGAUGCCCAAAUGCAGCUGAGCCAACAUCAGGACUUGAAAGACAGAAUUGGUGCCUAUGAACCAGUCAUUGAUAUUCUGAAACAGAAGCAAGCUGCCAUGCAUGAGAAAGGCCAGAUUGACCAUGCUGAGGAUGUAGAGAAGCUGGAAGCCCUCCACAAUACUCUACUUGACAAGUUAGAGGACAAGUGCACUCAGCUUGAAGAAGCUGUGGCUGUCAGAGAAAAGUUCCAUGAUGGAAUUGAAAAACUAAAGAACUUUGUAAAGAAGAGUGAAAAUGAAGUAGAAGGAUGGGAAGAACCAGGAACCAUUGCGGAGGAAAAGUUGGACAGUUGUAAUGCUCUGGUUACUGAGCUGCAAUGCAAGGAAGACUUGAUUGCUGAAUUAAACAGUUUACGUGGAGAGAUUGCUGAGCUUGGGGAGCCGGAGGAUACACAAGCCCUUGAUAAACUGAUGAGUAAAGUCACCGAUGACAUCUCCAAGUUGGAGGACAUACUGCGCAAGGAUAAAGAUGAGUUUGUUGCUGGUGUGCAGAAGAAGGAUGAGUUGGGAAAGGUGAUAGAAGAAAUGACAGAGUGGAUGGAAGAAACAGUUGCUAACUUCCAACGUGAUGUUCCUAUUGGAAUGACUGCAGCCAGUGCUGGAGUUUCAUUGGAGCAACACAAGAGCAAACAACCAGAGAUCCAAGAACAGAUUAAAAUUGCCAAACAACUUGUAAUUGAUACAAGACAAAAAUAUGAAGAGUUAAGAGAACCAGUUCCACCAGCACUUGAUGAAAAACUCAACCAAAUAAGUUCAGACUGCACCAGACUAAUAUCAGCAGUAGAGCAAAAAGGAGAGAUGUAUGAAAAGGCAUUGAGCUUGCGGGAAGAAUUUGAAGAAAUAUUAGAGUCAUUGGAAGAACAGCUUGAAAGAGGAGAGCGAGUUCUUAGCUCUGAAAUUGAAGGCAUUAAUUUCUCUAACAUUGAUGCACAGAUUCAAGAUCACAAGGAUGCUUUUGAUGAUGAAACAUCUUACCUGGAAAAGAUUGAGACGCUGGAUGAACUAGCAGAGAACAUCUCACCAUCUCUACAGCCUGAUGAGUAUAUUUCCUUAAAAGAGAAAAUGACAACACUGAACCAACGGCUCUCUGAGGACCUGGCACUUGCAAGAGAGAAUGACAGAACAUUGGAGGAGAGUCGUGGUGCAUGGCAGGAUUUCGUAAGCAAUACUGAUGAGGUUCAAGCAGCAUUAGCAACUCUCGAACAAAGGGCAAAUUAUGCAGUUCCUAAUUCACUGCAGGUUGCUCAAGAGAAUGUACUAUUAAACAAGAGCAUUGAAAAGGAGGUGUGGUUGCAGAGCAUGGCCAUGAGACAACUUGAGAACCAGUGCCAAGCCCUUAUGCAACUUGGCAGUGAUCCUGGACAAGCCACAGUUGAAACUAAAAUUCAACCAAUCAAAGACCAACUGGAGAUGCUCAAGUCUGAUUGUGCUACAGAGACCCCACAACUGCAAGACGUGGUUGACAAAUGGCAGGACUACCAAGAUGCAUUGCAAGAUGUCAAUGAUGUCAUUAUUGAUUCUGUGCAGUUUGUCCCAGUAUCAGUGCCACUUAAUCUGCCAACAGAAGACAUCAAUCAACAGCUUAAUAAUGCUCAGGUUGCAAGUGAGAUCUUAGCCGAGGGAGAGAAUAAGCUUUUAAAGUUGCAAGAGGCUACAAAAGCAUUGGUUGAAUGCAUUGGCGAUGAAGAUAUCAGUGAACCAACAACUAAAGAUCUUGAAAAUAUUUCUGAAAAAUACCAAAGAGUAUCAGAUGCCGCAAAAGAACAAGUGGAAAGACUGGCUGAUGCAAUCCAAGAACGAGCAGACUAUGAGACACAAAUUGAUGCUUGUAAAAAUGACCUGUGCAAUCUGGAGAAAUUACAUGAGAACCUGAAUAAGCCAAUUGGCUUUAAUAUUACUGAUGCGGAGGAGUCACUUAGAGAAUGCCGGGAUUUGCAGUCCCAGUUAGCUCUUCAACUUCCACUGUUAGAACAACUAAAAGAAAAGAAAGACGAGAUGACCAGUAAAGGGCAGAUAGAUCAUGCAGAGAAAGUGCAGGAGCAAAUUGACUUACUUGACAGUCUGAUAAAAACCUGUGAUCAAAAGUGUGAAAAACUUGAAGGUGCUCUAGCUGACAGGAUGGCCUUCCAUGAAGACUUGUUGUCUGUUCAGGGGCAGAUGCAUCAUUGUCAAUCUGAGCUAAAAGAAAUGCAAGAAGCUGGAGCCUCACCAGAAGAUCAACUAAACAAAAGUCAGGAAUUUAAAGAAAUUCUGAAAGAGUUGCAGCCAAAGAUAGAGCAACUAGAGGCAAACGGUCAGCUGCUUGCCAUUGAAGGUAUCAGCAGAGAUCAAUCAAUGUUGUCAGCAACAAUGAAAACUCUCAAAGAGGACUUAGAUGUCACACUUCAAGAUCUUGAGCAAGAAGAGGCAAAUAUCAAAGACAAGGUUUUGGAAAAAGAGAAACUGACUGCUGAGGUUGGAGACAUGCUGGCAUGGCUGGAAGGGAUCAAAGACACCAUGCUUGCAGAGGAUCCCAUUGGAAUUGAUGUCCAACAAGCUGAGGAGUUGUUGCAGAUUCACCAGUCGGAAAUACCAGAUGUUGAAAAUAUGUUACAGAGGGCUCAAGCUAUCAUCAUCACCACACACACAAAGUUUGCCAGGCUUGGAGAUCAAGUCCCAGAUGAGAUACAAGAACAGCUUGCCGAGAUUGAUAACUUACAUUCGCAAGUUCUUCAGGCAGCUAAGCAGAAGGAAGAAAGUCUGGAGUAUGCUGCUAGGAUCAGGGAAGAGUUUAAUCAGAGGUCAGAAGAGAUUGAAGACUGGAUAGCUGAGGCUAAGAAAUUAAUUGAAGAAGAAAAUCAAGGCAUUGAUUUUGGAAUAGUUAAGAACCAGAUGCAGAAACAUCAGGACUUUUUUGAUGAGCUGCCAAACUAUGAAACCAAAAUGGAAGACUUGUCUCAGCUUGGCGGGAAUAUUGCCAAUAGUCUGCCAGCAGACGACAAAGCUGCAAUGAUAGCCCAGCUUCAGAGGUUAUCAUCAGGUCUGAAAGAAGUAUCAACGGCAUCAGCAGAAUGUGAAGAGAUGUUAGAGAAGGGCAUCGGCGAUUGGGAGACUUUCAAAGACAGAGUGGAAGAGCUUGAAAAGAAAGUUAAUGUCCUCGAAAAAAAAGAUAAAAUGGCAACACCUUCAACUAUUGAUAUUGCAAAAGAAAACCAACUACUGAAUCAGAAUAUAGCUAAGGACUUGCAGACCUUACAACCAGAAUUUGUAUCGCUUGAGGAAGAAGCUAUGAACCUUGACAAUAAAGCUAAUGACCAGGGAAAGAAGACAGUUGCACUCCAGAUAAAACCUCUCGAAGAAGGCAUCUUAGACCUGAGACAGCAUCUUAAGAAAGAAGAACUUCAGUUGCAAGAUAUGCUACAGAAGUGGAAUGACUAUCAUGAAUCUAUGCAAGCAGUUGAAGCUGUUAUAGCUGAUGCAAACCAGUUUAUACCGGAUAAUCUAUCCCAUGAUGCUCCAUAUGAUGCCUUGCUUCAACAUUUGGACAAUGCUACGUUGGCCAAUGAAAAGUUGUUUACUGGAGAACCUAAGCUUGUUCAUCACAAGAAUGCAACAGAUGAUCUCAUUGAUCAGAUCAAAUCUGCAAAGAGCUCUCAUCCAAUCAAAGAUGACUUCCAAAAGCUACAGGAAACAUAUCAUAGGCUUCAGAAAUCUGCUUCCGAAAAACAGGCAAUAAUCAGCAUUGAACUGGAGGAAAGAAGCAAUGUGAUGGAAAUGCUCAGUGAAAUUGAAGAGGGGUUGUGUGAAUAUAAUGUAACAGCUUCAACCUUCAAUGAUAGUAUUGGCCCAGCAUUGGAUGAUGUUGACAAUAAGCUGGAACACUCUAGGGAGAUUCAAGAAGGAAUCAGCAAAAAGUCUGCGGAACUAGAUCGCAUUGAAAGUGGCCAGGAGAGGAAGUACGUGGCCUAUCACAGUGAUCCACCGGCGGAGAUUAUCGCAGAGAUUUGCAGACUAAGAUGUUUGGUAAAUGAUGUUAGCCAACAACUGCAAGAGAAUGAAGAGGAGCUUGAUAGUGCAAAUGAAUUGAGAAGAAGCUUCCAUGAUCAAAUAGAGCAGUUAGAAGAUCAGAUGAAUGCCACUGCAGAAAGAAUGCAGGAACCAAUUGAAGCUGUCCCUGACGGCAUCUUGUCUCAAGAGGAUAUUCACCAUGAGAUUCUCGGCCUAAGCCCAGCUCUGGAAGCUGUCCAAAACCAAGCUCAGCAAAUUACAGAACAGACUGAAAACUGUGAAGAGAAGGAGCAGGUUAUUGCUGUAGUGAAUUCAAUCCAACAGAAGUUGUCUGAGCUUCAGCAUGACUCAUCCAAAAAGGGGGAAAGGCUAUCAGAGGCUGUAGAAAUAUGGGAGGCUUAUCAAGAUGCCUUGCAUAGUGUUGAGGACUGGAUACAAAAAAGCCAACCAAUCAUCGCAACUGAUCUUGAUCUCGAUAACCCAGAUGAUGUUGCCAACCAGUUGCAUGUUCAUAAGGAUGUUGUUGCUAUAUCACCAAGAAUUCAUGAAAAUCUUGAAACAAUGAAUACAGCUGCAGGAAAGCUUGCUACUGUCUGCAACACAGCACCUUUAGUGGAGAAGGCUGUCGAGAUGAAUGAGGUAGCAACUGAACUUGAGUCGUCUGCUACACAACGCUUGCAAGCGCUAGAAAGACUGGCCAAUGAUUGGCAGGAUUAUCAGCAGCGAGCUCAGAAACUUGAGAAGGAACUUCAGGAGUUGAAAGAGAUCCUGAUGGAUCCAGAGUCGAAUGAGAAGAAUUUGAAUGAGCAACUUGAGCUAACGCAGGAUGUUGUUGCAGAUUUGAAUGAAUUAAAAGAAACUCUUCAAGAACUGCAGAAAAGGAAACAACAACUUAUUGGAUCACAUCACCCAACUCACACAGAUCCUAAACUUGCAAAUCUAGAAGAGGAAUUGGACAAGAUUGAAGAAAUAACUCAAGAUAACCAAGACCUUUUGGAACAGUCCAUUCACCAACAGGAUAGUUUUGUGGCACAUCUUGAAAAACUUUCCAGAAAGAUGUUGGAAGCUCAGGAGAUGGUGGUCUCAACGCCAAUAACUGCUGAUGACAUACCAGGACUAGAACAUCAACUGAGUCAACAUGAUGCAUUGUCAUCAGAACUGCAAACGUUCGAGAUUGGUAUAAAGGAUAUAAACACAAAGAAGAUAGAAUUGCAAGAACAAGCCAACCGUCUACAGGAGGCUCGUAAAAAAGCAAAAGAAAAAUUGGAUUCUACUUCUACUCCAGUUUCUUAUGAAAAACCAGUAGAAGCAUCAGAGGUGAAAGACACAGUGGAGAGACCUAAAGAAAAACUAGAGUAUACUUUGUGUCUAGCUUCAAAGCCUAGACUACCAUUUGAAGAUCUGAAAGAAGAAGGAAAUGUCUGCCUUGAGGCUGUCGCCAGAGAGCUCACUAAGCCUUCAUCAAAAAAGCAUAAAAGAAAGUUGACCGAAGAAGAUGUGCCAGAAAGUGGUCUAGGCAGCUCUGCUGAAUUUCCUGAAGAAUAUUCACCAACGACAAAGUGGACAACUGAGAGUUUUCCGGACAGAAUGUCUGGUUUUUCAUCUAUCAAAACUUUGCCAGAACUGGUUCUUAGAAGUCGCAACAGAAAUUUAGCAGAUUGUGUUUCUGAGGAUGAGAUAGAUGGAAAGGUUUCUGGAGAGAGUGAUGCUGCCUCGCUGCCAUCCUUUGCUAGUGGUAUAUCCUCACCUGCAUUCUAUACACCAGAUAACGGUAGUCCUUUACACUCACAAGAUGAAAAUGAUGAGGAUGAUGGUACACCAGUUGGAGCAUCUCCUGACCUUUCUGCUCUUGGAAUGUUUCAGCGAAUAUUGCAAAUUAAAGAAAAGUCUCCAAAAACAGAGGAAACAGAUGGGUCACUAGAGAUUGUGAUACCAGAGGAAGAAUCUCAUAUUUGGAAGCCUUUAAUUGAAGCCCCUAGUCCAUUGGUUGAAGUGUCAGAUGUCUACCCAAUUGCUCAGGAGGAAAGAUCACUUUCAUUUGAAGAUGAAUUAAUAGAUGAAAUGGAAGUUCCAAAACAAAAUGUUGAGAUCAAGCCAUUGAAAUUAAAUUUACCAGAUGCUCCAACACCCCCACCAUCCCCAGUAGGAGAGCAUAGACCCUCAGUGUCAUUCAGUGAUGAUGAUAUAGCAAUACUUGAAAAUUAUUUACAACCUCCAGAAAAAAUUUCUCUUAGUGACAUGCAACAGGAAUUGGCAAAGCUAGAAGUUGAUCCAUCUCUGAUUCUAAGCAGCACUGGCAUUGAUGCAAGAUCUUCUUUUCCUAUUAUUGAUGAAAGUAUUGACAGAUCUUGUGUCUCACCGGUUGAAACCCCUCUUCAGGAGCUUCUUGAUAAGGGUAAUAAUCUGCCAGCAGAAAAGCUUUUUCCUGAGAAGAGAGGUCCUGUGCAUCAUGUGAAAUUCCAUACUCCACUAGUUCAAGGAGAGUUAGAGGAGGAUAAUAUUCCAGAAUUGGACUUAAGUGAAAAACCUGCAGUUGAUGGAACAAGUCACCUCUAUGCUCCAAGCUUUCUUGAGAGUUAUCCUAUGUCACAAGCAGUUUCUCCAGUUAGGCAGCCAUUCAGGAACCAAGCACCACCUCGUGGUUCAACAUGGCAAUCAUCCACAUCCCCAAGAUCAUCACAUGAACCUGAGGCAUCAUUAGCUGUUUUGUCUCCACAGUCAAGGGUUGCAAUCGGAUCAGCUGUGAGUCCAAUAAAGCCAGUAACUCUUCCAAGUGGUCUGCAUCUUGACGAUGAACCCAAACCCAGAAUGCUGUCUUUCACGGAUGUUGAUGACGAUAAGAAAGUUGAAGAUCUUAACAAGUCAUGGAUUCACCUUCAGAACAAGAUGCAAGAGAAGCAAAACCAACUGAGAGAAGCUUUGAAACGUCAAGUUGCCUACCAGGAUGCCUUAUCACAAGUCAGCAUUGACAUGGAAACUGCAGAGUCAACUAUUGAAGAAAUUGAACAACUCUCUGAACUUCCGCAGAAGAUUGAACAUGUCAAGGUUCUUCUUGAUGAAUUAGAUGACAUCAAGAAUGCAAUUGAGGCUGUUCAUGACAAGGGAGAACGUAUUCUGCUGCCUGGAGAUGUCAACAGUAGAGAAGCUAUGUUAGCAUCUUUAGACCUCCUGCAAGAGAAGGUUGGCAGACUCAAGCAGAAUGCCAAAGAUCUCUGCUAUGAUGCUGAGGCAAAACAUAAAGAACAUGAGGAGAAUAUCAGCAAGCUUGAAGCUUGCCAAGAAGAACUGCAGUUUAUUCAUGAUUGGACUUCAGAGUUGACAUUGACUCUAGAAGUUGAGAAUGAAGAUGAAGAAGAGGAGGAACUUGAACCAGAUAUUGCUGGAAUUCAAGAAGAAAUCAUAAAAAACCAGAAUCGUUUGCUGGAAGUCAGUCGCAAACUGCAGAAGUUGGAUGACAUCCAAUCAUUCCUUGAGGAUACACUCGCGGUAGAAGAGAUUCCUCUUGGUUAUGAACUUCUAGAUCGAGAGGCUGAGCAGCGAGAGCAACUGGAGAAGUUGAAACAAGAGCUGAGCGAUAAACAAGGGAAUUUGUGUGCUAAUCGUGAUGCCGAACGACUUGUGCAAGAGUACAAGGUUAUGCAAGAUUGGAUAGAGAAGAAUCAGGCAGCCUCUAGCUUUCUGUUGUCACCAGAGGAAGCAUGCUUUAAUGUUGAGAUGCUACAGCAACAAGCCCAACUUCAGCAGAAACUUGAGGAAGAGUUGUCUGCACAUCAAACCCUCGUAAAAUCUAUCGCCAGAAAAGGCCAGCGAAGGAGUCGUAGAACGGCCAGUACAACCAGUAACGAUGGGGAUAGUGACCAGGAUGUUAAUGAACUGAAAGCCCGAUGGGAAGAAAUAUCAGCACACCUUGGCGAUAAAAAACGGCAAUUACAAACUUCACUGGAAUACGGUAGACCACAGGAAUUCAUGCCAACAUCAAGUUAUCGUCAGCCAAGGAGAUCCCUGACAUACAAUGAUGAGGAUGAUGCAACUUCAACAGAGGAACUGAAGGCAUCUCUUGGGCAUCUGAAUCAGUGCUGGGAAAAGCUGCAGAUGCAGGUGGAUGACAAGCAGACUCAGCUAGAGCAGGCAUUUGAGUUCCAGGGACAUUACCAAGAAGCGCUGGAGACAGUGUCCAGUUGGUUGGACAACGUUCAAGUGAAACUGUUCGCGUCAGAUAAGGGCAAGGACGCACAAACUCAAUUAGAAGAGAACACUACACUACAAAAUGAACUACAGUCAUUCCAAGAACAACUAAAAGUAAUGAAUGAUGCAUGCGAGAUGAUCGUUGCGGAGGCAGAUGUCCGUGAUAAAAACCUGAUCAAGCAAGCCUUGAGCGAUCUCAAUGAAAGGCUGACAACGCUGGAGAAAGAAGCACAGCAGAAGGAACAGGACCUUGUUGAAAAGAAUAAACAGUUCCAGGAAUACCAGGAUGAGGUCCAAAAUUUUCAGACGUGGUUAAAUGAGACAAGGGAGAUGCUAGAGGACGAGUCAGGGGACGACCAACCAGAUGGUACCCUUGGUGAUGUAGAACAAAGACUGAUACAGAAUCAGCAACGAAGGCAACAGUUUCAGAAACUUGAAGAAGAUCUUGUUGAAUAUGAAACUAAUUUCCGUGAUUUGAUGGACAGAGGUCAACAGUUACAGAUCACCAAUCCUCAAGCCUCUGUUGCCAUGGAUAUUGCCGGGCUAAAAACAAAUUGGGAAGAACUCCAACGACAAACAAGUAACAGGAAAAACCAACUUCAACGCAAGAAAAUGUUCCAGGAACAGUAUCACAAAAUCAUUGAGGAUUAUAGUGAGUAUCUAGCAACAGCAGAAGAGAAGUUACGCAAAGAUGAAGUCAUCGCUACUGACCUUGCUGACCUGAAAGAUCAGCUAGAAAAACACAAGGAAUUUUUUGGUGAUGCUGAGACGCAUCAUGUUCUGAUUGAGUCAAUCGCACGAAAAGCUGAUCCAUACACUCGCAGUCUCUUCGCAUCUAAGCAAGCCUUUCUUGAUAAAUCCACCAAUCAGCUUCAAGCAUGUGGUACUGUUCGUGGACAAAACCUUGAGAAGAUCGUCACGGAGUGGUCUCAAUUUGAGAAGAACUUUGAUGAGUUAAAGGGAUGGCUCGGACAUGUUGAGUUACAACUACCGAGAAGCGUCAGUCAUGAUAACAUGGAGAACGUUCAGAAAGGCAUACACAAGUACCAGGCUAUGAAAAACAUUUUAGGAGAAAGGCAAGCUGCUAUGCAACAAGUUUUAGAACAAGGCCAGGCAUUGCUCAACAACAUCACCUGUGCUCCACUAGAGAAAAAGCUUGGUAACUUCAGUGACAGGUGGAAUGCUCUUCAGAAUAAGAUUGACCAGGACUUGAAGAAGCUUAACACGCUACUAGAGGAAUGGAGAGCAUUUGAGCGCGAGAGUCAAGAGUUCUUACCAUGGCUGGAUCGAUCAUUGAACCAACUUAACGACUGGAGUGUGAAGGCUAACCAAGUGGAAGACCUGAAUACAUUAGCUGUCUUGGUUGAUAGAUUUACAGAAUUCCGUAAGGAUGUAGAAAACCAUGUCCCAAUGAAAGUAUCCGUUUGCUCCCAUGGGACACAGCUUUUGCGAAUCAAGGAGUUGAAACUUCUUAAGAUUCGUGAAAAGUUGAGCAAAAUUGAACAGCAGUGGACAAGCUUACAGAAUACUGUGCCCAUAGUACAGGACCAACUACAUCACUUGCAGAUGGAGAUGUUGCCAUCAAGGCAAGCUCUUAAUGAGCUAAUUUUGUGGAUGGAAGCACUAGAGAAACAACUGAAGAAAGAUGUUGGAAACAUUUUCACAAAAUCUGAUGAGGUUGAAACACAAUUUAAACGAUACAUGGGGUACAAGAUUGUGUUGUCUGCUAAGCAGCUGACUGUUGACUUUGUUAACCAAUCUGUGCUUCAGAUUAGCCAAGACUUAGAUCAGAAACGAGGUGAUAAGACAGAUUUUGCUGAAAAACUUGGAAGUAUGAAUAAACGAUGGCAAAUUUUGAAUGCUAAGAUCGCUGAUGAAGUAAAGACUUUGGAAGAUUUGUGCAGUGACUGGAAAGAGUACGAAGCAGCUGUGCUUGAGAUGAUCACUUGGCUCGAUCAGAGUGAUGCCAAGAUCAGGAAGUAUGACAACAGAUGUGGCAAUGAAAUGUCUGUACAGCAAGCUGUCAGGGAUUGUGAGGUCAUGUCUGCCUUACUUGAAAAGAAAGAGAAGGACAUCGAGAAGGUCCGUGAAAUGGGUUUGAAAGUAGCGGACGAAACUGCAGUCAACCAAACCAUGAUGACCAUCCAACAGUCUAAGAUCAGUUUGUUGAAUCUGCUAUCCAGACUCCAAGUGGUUCUGAGAGGAGUAAAAGAACAGUGGAAUCUGUAUAGUGAGUCAUUACAGACCGUCACACAGUGUCUGGGGGAGGCAGAAUAUUCAGCUGGUAGAGUGAGAACUGUUGGUGGCACUCUUGGGUCUUUCAGAUUACAAGUGUAUAAACUCAAGGGUAUUGAGUCAGUCAAGGAACUUCAAAAGGAAUUUAAAAAUAACAGAAUUCACUUGAAUCGACUUACAAAACAAGCGAAUCAGUUGACACCAGCACUGGAGAAGACAGUUGCUGAAAGCAUUGAGAGAACUGUUGAUGACGUGUCUAGAAGGUGGAAAACAAUUGAUGAGAAAAUUAGAGACACCUUGAAACAGUUUGAGAGGUCACUUGUAAUGUGGCAGCAGUUUGAGGAACGAUACAGUGAUGUUAAAGACUGGGUGGUUGAAAAAGAACGACAUUGUAAUAAUCUAUUAGACAAUAAUAAUGAAACAGAAGAUCAAACUGACUCAGGAAAUGAUUUAAAACAAUGUGAAAUUUUACUAACAGAGCUCCAAAAUUACCAAGAUUUGAAUGAACUUAAAACCUUUAUACUGAACCUUACCAAAGAAAUGGACACGCCAACCGCAACCAAUGUCAUUGGCCGGCGCAGGAUGUUAGAACAGAAAAUGGAAACAAUGAAGCAGAGCUUAUCACGGCAUGUAGCAACACUACAAGAUGAUAUUGAUGCUCAGCAGAAAUUCCACACCAAGGCAGAGAUGUUGCUGGAGAGGUUGGCAGAUCAAGAGCAAGUAAUAUCAAGACAAGAUCCUAAUAGAUCAUCCGAUGAAAACUCGAUUCGUGACAGGAUGGAUAACCUGAAGAGUGUUAUGCACGACUUCACAAGCCACCAGGCACAGUUGGAUGCAUUGAACGAUCAGGGCUACAAGCUAAGUUUAAACCAAUCAAAUGCAUCCAGUCUGGUCCACAUUAACAACCAGUGGAACAAGUUGUCAGUGAAGGCUUCAGAGAAGUACCGCAACAUGCAAGCAGUCUUGCUGCAGCAACAAAGCUUUGCGCAAAAGUGCGACACUUGGAUGAUCUUCCUGUCACAGACCGAGAAAAAUCUUGCAGUUGAUAUUGCAGGCAACUAUGAAGACUUACUCAAACAACAAAAAGUCUAUGCUCAUUUUGAAGCAGACAUUUUCAACAGGCAGCAGAUCUUGUUCUCAAUCGUUAAUGAUGGUUUAAGGAUGAUACAAGAUGGAGAGAUUGAUGAUCCUAAUGAGUUCCAACAUAAACUGACACUUUUAAGUGAACAAUGGCAGAAUGUUGUCAAACGAGCAAGCCAACGGAAAGACAUCAUUGACAGAAACAUCAAUGACUGGCAUAGGUAUCAAGAACUGCUUGAGAAGAUGAACGAAUGGUUUAUGGAAAUUGAAGUAGAGAUCAACCAAUUAGAAUUUGAGACAGCAUCAAUUGAAACUCUUCAGAGCUUUCUUGAAGCUGCUAAGAUUACCCAGAAAGCUGUGUCUCUCAACGAAAGUAAAUACCUAGCACUGAAUGAUGCAGGCAAGCUUUUGUUGCGUAACACUGAUCGUGGUGCAUCAUCAAUGAUCCGUCAACGUUUAGCAGACUCUCAGGCCCAUUGGCACAAAGUUACCACAACAUUGAAGAGAAACCUCCAGCGCCUUGAGGAACUGAUCACUGCCUGGGAGACAUCAAAUCAGAGUAUUGAAGACAUUAACAAGUGGCUCAAGACCAUUAGGGUAAUGUCAGCUCAACCAUUGCCUGUUAUGUUUGAUGACAUGCAAAAAAUACUCCAGAAGUGCAAGGAAUACGAGGAUUGUUUCAAAAAUUCUCGUCACAAGCUCGAUCGGUUAAAUAACCAGGAGAGAAAUUUGGCAAAUAUCCUUAGUCCGGAUGACAUCUCGGUUUUACACGAGAGAUUGCUGUUGCUAAGCAAACAAUGGGAUGAGAUUCAUCAUCAGACAUGUCAGAAGAAACAGAGGAUUAUUGAAAGACUCAACCAAUGGACCAACUUUGGAUUGCGAUAUAAGGAGAUCUGUGAUUGGCUGUCUCAAAUGGAAGCAAAAGUCUCGCAGAAUGGAGAGCACAGCAUUGAAGAUCUUUUGUACAACUUGCAAGAGGGUUUUAAAGAUGAAAUUGCAGCAGCAGGCAACAACAAAGACCAGCUUAUUGACUUGGGUGAACGCUUAAUGAAGGCCAGCAAUGAACUCAAGUCCAAUGACAUUGAGUAUAAACUUGCCAAACUUAAUGACAGAUGGCAUCAUCUGAUGGAACUAAUUAUUGCAAGGGUGAAGAAACUACAAGAGACCCUAACAGCUGUACAGCAACUGGACUCCAACAUGGCUAACUUAAAGCAGUGGUUAAGUUACAUUGAAAAAGAACUUGCAUGCCCUGUUAAUUAUGAGUCAUGUGGAAAUGAAGAAAUCCAGGAAAAGUUACUGCAUCAAAUGGAGAUUCAGAAGGACAUUGAGAAACAUAGUACUGGUGUUGGGUCAGUUUUGAGCCUCUGCGAAAUGUUGCUCCAUGAUUGCGAUGCAUGCUCUACCGAUGCAGACUGUGAGGCCAUCCAAGCGGCCACACGUAGUUUGGACCAAAGAUGGCGCAAUAUCUGUACUCUUUCAAUGGAGAAAAAAAUGAGAAUUGAAGAAACGUGGAGGCUUUGGCAGAAGUUCAUGGAAGAUUACAAACGGUUUGAAGAGUGGCUUGUAAAAACUGAAAAAGCAGUUUCUUAUCCAGACACAGCUGCUACGCAGUUCAGUGCCAUACGAGAUGAGAUUAAAAAAUUUGAGGGAUUUCAACGAAAGAUUCAUGAGAAUUUAGCCCAGCUGGAAAUAAUAAACAAACAAUACCGACGCCUUGCACGAGAAGGCCGAACAGACAGUACUGACCAACUUAAGACCAGGGUACAUGAUGCAAACAAUCGCUGGGACAGCUUAGCCCGUCGCUGCAGUAGUAUACUGAGGCGACUGAAAUACAUGCAGUCAGAAAGAGAAGAGUACGAGAAUACGAGGGAAGGAUUAUUAGUUUGGUUAACAGAGAUAGAUCUGCAACUAACAAAUGUUGAACAUUUCUCAGAAUCUGAUACUUCAAUUAAAGUUAAACAAAUAAAGGCAUUCCAACAUGAAAUAGACUUGAACCAAAGUAGAAUUGAUGACAUUAAUUCAAGUGCACAAAUAUUAAUGCAACGAUGUGACCCUAACGAUGCGGUCAUAAUCCAAGAAUCGUUAGAUGAACUCCACCGAUAUUGCGAGGAAGUAUUUUCUCGUGUCGACAGAUUUCAACGCAAACUUCAACGGAUUUCCAUGGCACAGGGUACAUAUUGUGAACUGUUAACAUUUAGCAGUCUGACUUUACCAAUUGGGGGUCUGAUUGAUAAUGAUGGUGCAGAAUCCUCCGAGUAUGAAACAGGGGAAUCAAGGGAAAGUAGUCCGGACAGACAUAGUCACCAUAGCAACCAAUCACAGGAAAGUAUUACACGCUCCCUUCGGAGCAGUCACAGGGAUUCCUCAAUGGAAAUGUUAUCAGCACGUACAUCUCCAUUUCCGUCAUUACGCUCAAGCCGGGCAAGCAGCUCGGAGAAUGAACUCAAUAAGAUGAUUUCCCCAACAACCGAGCAGAAGCCUGUUUGUCGUAGCCAUUCACCCUCACGGGAGCAUCGAUCAGGUCGUGACACACCAGGUAGCAUGGCCUCUAUGGACUGGGACAUGUAUGUGACAUGCAAUGCUUCACAAUUAGAGGGGAUAGAGCCAGGAGGAGAAAAAUGGAAGGCUCGUCAACAAGAUAUGGAUAUUUCACAACUCAAGAGGGCACUGAAGGAAUGCACACAGAAAAUGGAAGAGAUGGACGAAUUAUUAUCGGUACCGACCCCUUCUGGACCAGAAAUUGAAACUGAAAAAGAACAAUUUGAUGUACUAGUAAUGGAUUGUAAAGCAUGUGUAUCAACUGUUAAACGUCGAGGCAACAGGGUUCAAGAUAACCCUCAACUCAAUCAACAAGUAAAAGCAAUACUCAAUAGAUGGGAAGAUAUGCAAGCAAAGGUGCUGGACAAAGAAGCCUAUUUGGCACAAAUCUACCAACAGUGGCAGCAAUUUAAGAAUGAUUUGAAUAACUUGAAUGGCUGGUUAGACGAAGCUGAGAUAAUCAUUGCAAACCAAAGCCAAUCAGGAGAUGUAGAGGAUUUGGAAGAUACCAUUAAGAAAUAUAGGAUGUUUACUAAUCUUUUCGAUUGUAUCAGAGAAAGAUUUGAUAAUGAAUCGGAAUUCAUUCUGGGCUUGAACUCUCGCAAAGCAAUUGCCAUGUCCAUCAAUCUAUGCAGCCAGCAGUUUACUCAGUCGGACAGCCCAGAGGCCAAUGACCUCAAAGACCAGCUGACAUAUAUGAAUCGACGGUGGGAGCGCAUGUGUAGCCAUGCCACGGACUGGCAGAAGGAGCUACAGGUGGCGGUGACUCAGUGUGAAGAGUUCCACCAGACUACUGAUGAUCUACUGGUGUGGCUGAGGCAAUGUGAAGAGUAUGAACUGGAGAAUGAACCUAUUGAUCUAAUGGCAAAUAUUCUGGUCUUGCAGAAGCAAUACAGGGUCUUCCUAAAACUAAAACAAGAACUUGAUGAUACACACCCACGCGUGAUGACCCUCAAAGAAACGGCUGACCAGUUACUCAUUGAUGUUGACUCGCAAGAAUGUCUAGAAACACGAGAGAAACUUCAGGUGAUUGCUACCAGUAUCAACCAUCUCCGCAAGACUUGCCAUGAUAACCUGGAGCUUCUGGAGACAGUGAUUGAUCCAACAGACUUUGACAUCAACCAGUCGCCUCACUUAAGCCGAAGUGGCUCCACAUCUUCCUACAUUCCCGAUGGCAUUGAUUCCAUCGAAGGCAUCGCAUCAGAGACGGAACACAUUCUCAGUAGUACACCAAGACAGGAUAUUCCUGCAGUUGAUGAUGAUGAUGAUGACCUGGAUGGUAUCAGUAUUAUAGCAACAGGUUCCAUACCUUCAAUGGAACAGCCAAGUUCAUCGGACCGUCCAGCAAAGCGCCCAGCAUUCUUUGGCCGUGUAUUCCGUGCUGCUCUUCCACUCCAUCUCUUGAUGAUUCUGUUACUCGGUGUCGCUUGCCUCGUUCCAAUGACGGAAGAAGACUUCAGUUGUAUGUUUAUGAACAAUUUUGCCCGAUCACUACAACCGAUGCUUACAUACACCAAUGGACCCCCUCCGACAUAAAUGAAAACCUUGAGCGUUAUGGCUUAUAUGCCAGCAAAAGUGCAAUACAUUGAAAGAAUGAUUCAUUGAUUCAUUUUUAUCAUGGAAAGCAAUUAGCCCGUGAGAUGAUUGAUUUAUUUAUGAUGCUUUAUAACCCAUGCCUAGUACCUCAAUUUAUAAGUAUUAAUUUGGUGCAAACAAGUUUCAAUGGUGAUUUAUCCAAAACCUCCUUUUGCCCCUCCAUAUGGAGUUGCAAUGUUAUACAAGAUGAAGACAUGAUUAAUUGUCCCUUGUAACGUCCCUGAUAUUUGUAUCUUCCACUUCCAAUAGUUCCAGAAACCACGAAUCAUGUACAAUAAUAACUAUUUUAUACUAGUGAUAAUAUUCAAAAUUAUUUUCUAUAUGAUAAUUAAUUAGUUUUAUGUAUUUGCAUAGUAACAAUUUUAAGAUUACAGUAUUUCAAUUUAUUCUAAAUAAUCAAUGCAUAUUUUUAGCAUACAGAUGCAAGAGACUAUAUAUAUAUAUAUAUAUAUAUAUAUAUAUAUAUAUCUGUAAAAUAGAUGAAUUAUGCAUUGUACCAAUAUAACUCACUUUUGAGUGUGCACCUUGAUAGAUAAUUAUAGUACACAACCCUCAAUUGCAGAUUAUUCAAGGUUGAUAAUGAUACACACAUAAUUCCAACAUGUUGGAAGGAAUUGGAUAUUAUAAUCUAUAUGAAUAUUUUCCUGCAUGGACCGAUGAUUGUUAAUUUUCUUAUUGGUGAACAUAUAUUGAUGAUCCAAGCUUCAUUCGUGGAAUUGCCCUUUUCUGUUCGACAGUCCGUAGAUUUAGUUUUAUUCAAGAAAAAUCUCAAAUAGUUUUUAUUUACUUGGCGUCUGCAAUAAUUUAUUUUUUUAUGAAUUAGCAUCCUAUUAUUAUUAUUAUUAUUAUUAUUAUUAUUAUUAUUAUUAUUAUUAUUAUAUAGGUAAUGAAGCUGAAAUUCAUACAAACAGAACUGAAUUCUACAUGUUCAAUGUUAUAUUUCAAUUCAGUAUCUAUUCAUACUUUUAAACAAAUUCUAAAAAUAAUAAUAAUAAUGAAGAAUCUCUUCACUAUUGCUAUUAUUGAAUUUAUUUAUGUGUUAAAAUAUUUUGGAUGUUGAAGAUUCUGAGAGAGGAAGACAUUUAAAGUACUAUCUUACCCACAAUGCCUUUUUUUGUGGUUAUUUGUUGGUAUGCAUUGACUCAUAUCCCUUAUGAUGAUAGACACCUGAUUGUUCUGGCAUGAUCGUUGAGCAUUUGCUUAGUCAGCUAAUACUUUGACACAAAUCAACUCACACUCACGCAGCCCAUUUCAAAAUAACACAAGUUUUGUUUAAAAUCAAUACAAGAUCGUUAGUGGACCCGAUCGGCUACUUCCGUGAAGAGGUUUAUUUCAAUUUUCAAUUACUGUCUAUUGUUAUGUAUUUAUUUGUUAAUUAUUGACUCAAUGCAAUUGGCAGUCUGGACGGUAAACAAGUCUUCAAAAUGAAACUCCCUUCCACCCACAUUUUCCAGUGUUGGAGCCUCUGAUAAACAGUAAUGCCAUUGAGUACAUGAUAAUCGUCAAAAUGAAAUAGUAUAUCUUUUUAUAUUUCGUAAGCAUAAUGAAAUUACGUUGGCUCAUCAGAUAAUAAGAUUAUAAUGUAUGUUUUGCUCUUGGGGUUGGUUGGCUAUCGAUUUGUUUUUAUUAUUAUGGUAUGCGAAAAUUGUGUAUUUUGAAUAGUAGCCAGAACUACUUAAUCCCUGAAUUCAGUUGUCUUAUAUUUAUAUAAUAAUGUAAGACAAAGAUUCCUACGCCAAAUGUAACCAUACAAAUUUUUAGUCUCUGGAGAAGAAUGUAAACAAGUAGUUACAUAAACAAAAUAUAUGUAAAAUUAUUGUAUUGAUGUGUACAAAAAUAAUGAUUGCAAAAUGUAGAAAAAAAGUUAUUUUAAGAAAAAUGUAAUGUAUUUCUUAUGUAAGAUAAUGUAAAUACUGUACUAUGAUAUUAAUCUUUUUAUAGACAAACUGUGAUAUUUAAUGUCAAAAAAUAAAAAUGAUUUUAAUAGAUACAUUUGGUUUUGUAUAAAUACAUAUGCCACUUAUUUUUUUGACAAGAUUGUGAACCUUUACAAGGAUCUUUUAUAUAUUAUUUAGGCAGCCUGUAAUGAAAGAUAUAUUUAAUACACAGCCUACCAUUAAUAAUAUUUUAACCACUUCUUUGUGAUAACAGCAAAUUACAAUGGUUUCGUAUAUAAUUCAUUGAUUUCUUAUAACAUGGGUGUUGAUUUUUGUUUGGUUUUUAGUUUAAUUUUCAAGAUACUUGUUGUUACUUGUGUGAGAUUUUGUUUCCAUGAAUUUUAUAUGAUAUUUUGAAGCAAUAUAAUUGUGCUGAAAUGUAAUUUGCUGUGUUUUAAUAAAUGAGUGACUCAACAGUUGUA